CGUCAGAAACCCGGAUGUGGCUUCUCUUGGGAGGCGGAGUACCAUAGAGGAGGAAAAACAGCGCUAGGUGCGGGAGGCCCUGAGCUCCCCGCCGGCAGGUAGGAGCCCAACUGGGUGGUGCUCACGCGCUUCUCUGUCGCCCGGGGGCGGGCACGUGGGGGCGGCCCCGCAGGCGGGGGCCCGGGAGCGUCUGCUCUGCCCAGAGCCCUCCCGCCCCGCUCUAAGGCCCUGCCCAGGCCCUUUCUCCUUCCCCGCCCCGCUUGUCCCCGCAGCGCGUGGUGGGGCCGGGCCGCGCUCGGCGGGUGGCAUGGCAGCCGAGGUGAAGGUGACGGGGCAGAGCCAGGAGCAGCUCCUGUUGCUGGCCCGGUCGGCUCGCGGGGCGGCCCUGGUCAGCCUCAUCCACCAGGUGCUGGAGGCGCCCGGCAUCUACGUCUUCGGGGAGCUGCUGGAUCUGCCCAACGUCCGAGAGCUGGCUGAGAAUGAGUUCUCCUCCGUCUUCCGUCUGCUCACCCUCUUCGCAUACGGGACAUAUGCUGAUUAUUUAUCUGAAGCUGGGAACCUCCCUCCAUUGAGCGAGGCUCAGAAGAACAAGCUGAGGCACCUGUCAGUGGUCACUCUGGCUGCCAAGAUCAAGUGCAUCCCCUAUGCAGUGCUGCUGGAACAGUUGCAGCUGAAGAAUGUGCGGCAGCUGGAAGACCUAGUGAUUGAGGCCGUGUAUGCAGACGUGCUGCGUGGGAGCCUGGACCAGCGUAAUCAGCGUCUUGAGGUCGAUUACAGUAUCGGGCGAGACAUCCGCAGGGAGGAGCUAAGCACCAUCACCCGCACAUUGCAGGAGUGGUGCCUAGGCUGUGAGGUUGUCCUGUCGGGGAUUGAGGAGCAGGUUAGCCGAGCCAACCAACAUAAAGAGCAACAGCUGGGCCUAAAGCAGCAGAUAGAGAGUGAGGUGGCAAAUCUGAAGAAGACAAUUAAAGUGACGACAGCAGCAGCUGCAGCAGCCACAUCUCAGGAUCCAGAGCAACAUCUGACAGAGCUCAGGGAGCCAGCUCCUGGCACCAACCAGCGCCAGACCAGCAAGAAAGCUUCUAAAGCCAAAGGGCUCCGGGGCAGCGCAAAGAUCUGGUCUAAAUCAAACUAGCUGGAUCUCUGAACUCCUGGGAGGGUGAGAGGGAGAAAGCAGGGUUAAAAAGCAGGUGUCCUGAGAGUGACACUUCUCUACUCAUCCCCAGCAUCUGUCUGUCCAACUAGUUCUUCUGCACGUUCGUUCUUUCCCAUCUGCUCUAUGCUUCCCUCUCUCCUCCAUCCCCUAGCAAUCUCUCCCAUUCCUCUGUUGCCAUCUCUUACCACCUCAGCUCUUCUGUUCCACGUCUCUCUUGCCCUGUCCUUUGACAGGUAAAUUUAAAGAGCCAUAGGACUAACUCCGUUUCAGUCACUUUAGCACCAGAAUAUCAUGGAAGCCUGGAAGGAACUUGUACUGGUGCUCAGCAGCCAUUUUGGCUCUGUGGGAUCCUGGAACAAUUUUGCUCCAGAGUGUAGCUGCCAUCUUGAUUUUGUUCUUUGUUUUGCUGGGUGGGGAUGGGUGGUUUUUGUGGGGGAUUGUUUAAAGAAAUAUAUAUAUAUAUAUAUAAUCUACAUAUAUAUUAAAAAAAAACAAUAAAAGGUAGAUCUGUGCACAUAUCUAUAUAAACUUUC
This is a messenger RNA of Chrysemys picta bellii (western painted turtle), 1689 nucleotides long. It is a transcript of the gene COPS7A, whose product is annotated as COP9 signalosome subunit 7A. NCBI's taxonomy places the organism in Eukaryota, Metazoa, Chordata, Testudines, Emydidae. Gene Ontology annotation, biological process: COP9 signalosome assembly. The record is from RefSeq and is a predicted model, not a curated record. Gene Ontology annotation, cellular component: COP9 signalosome.